AUGGUGAUGGGACGCGUGCGCGCCACCUCCUACGUGAGGCGGACGCUCUCUCAGCCCAUCCACCAGCACCGCGUUUCGGCGGUCAUUCUCCCGCAGAAACCCGGCGCCCGUCCGCCCGGCGGCGGCAGCGGCCGCGCCGUUUCCGUUCAGCUGGACGAUGGGAUCUGCCCGUUGACGACUGGAACGGGGGCCCCGAGUCGACAGCUGCACUUGGGUCUUCUGGCCGAAGGCUCGAGUUCGCUGGGAACUCCGAGUUUGGGCAGCGGCGCGAUGGUAGCCGUGGACACUGCAGACUCUGGCGUGAUUGACGAGGAAGCCGAGGACAACAUCAGCAACUACUACCGCUUCACCGUCAACGAGGAUCUCCAGCGAACGUGGCACAUGCUCUCUGGAAGGAUAAACAUCCUCCUGGUUUUCGUUCCGCUGGCGUUUUGGAGCAUGAUUUGUGGUGGAUCGCCUCUUUUUGUCUUCACGUGCAACUUCUUGGCCCUGAUUCCGCUCGCUGCACUCCUCGGCAACGCCACCGAAGAGCUCGCGCUUCACACCGGAGAAAUCGUCGGAGGCUUGCUGAACGCCGUUUUUGGAAACGCUGCCGAGAUGAUCAUGUCCGUCCAAGCUUUGCGCGUGGGCCUUCUGAACAUGGUUCAGGGGACGAUGCUGGGCAGCAUUCUCUCCAACUUGCUGCUGGUGCUGGGCAUGUCUUUCUUCGCGGGCGGCAUCCGCUACCACGUGCAGAAAUUCAACGAAAAAGGCGCGACUUGCAGUGUCACGCUGCUGCUUCUGUCCUGUAUGAGUAUCGUCAUUCCGACCGUCGCCGCGUCUGGGAACGACCACGCGAAUCCAACGUAUGACAUCAUCAAGAUAAGCCGAACGAUCGCGGUGCUGAUUAGCGUGACUUACUGCCUUUUCCUCUUCUUCCAGCUUUACACACAUUUGAAUCUCUUCCGAGAUGUAGAAGAUGGUGAACAGGAGCUUCCGUCGAUGUCCUGGGAGGCCGCAACCAUCAUUCUAUUUGUCGUCACCCUCCUCAUUUCAGCCCACUCAGAGUACCUCGUCGGCUCGAUUCAUGACGUCGUCACGGAGUACGGCCUUCCCGAAAGCUUCAUUGGCGUCAUCUUGCUCCCAAUCGUCGGAAAUGCGGCGGAGCAUCUGACAGCCGUCACUGUGGCGAUGAAGAAUAAAGUCGAUCUGGCGAUGGGAGUUGCUGUAGGCUCCUCUGCACAGAUUGCUCUCUUCGUCUUCCCCUUCACUGUCUGCGCGGGGUGGAUGCUCGACCAACCGUUGACUCUGGCUGUGCAGCCGCUGAGUGCCUUGGUUCUGUUGAUGGCGGUGCUGGUCGCCAUGGCUAUCGUCCAAGACGGAGAGAGCAACUGGCUAGAGGGUGUCAUGCUUAUGUCGGCAUAUCUCAUGAUUGCGAUUGUUUUCUGGUAA
Besnoitia besnoiti is the source of this 1431-nucleotide messenger RNA. Its product is annotated as putative manganese resistance 1 protein. Gene Ontology annotation, cellular component: membrane. Gene Ontology annotation, biological process: calcium ion transmembrane transport; intracellular calcium ion homeostasis. The coding region runs from base 1 to 1431 and encodes 476 amino acids. The record is from RefSeq and is a predicted model, not a curated record. Lineage: Eukaryota; Apicomplexa; Conoidasida; Eucoccidiorida; Sarcocystidae. The transcript is spliced from 12 exons. Gene Ontology annotation, molecular function: calcium:proton antiporter activity.